Messenger RNA from Owenia fusiformis, 860 nucleotides. Lineage: Eukaryota; Metazoa; Annelida; Polychaeta; Sabellida; Oweniidae. The record is from the annotation of a GenBank genome assembly.
GAUAACUAGCUAUUACAGGCAAAUGGAUUUCAGCGUUAUCUACCACUGGGCAAACACGUUACCGGAACGCCAAUUUCUGAUAUAUGAAACCUGAUAGUCUCCUGCAUUGAGAAAAUAAUCAACAAAUAACUGCUGAGAAUAUAAAAUGAAAAUGCCAGCUGAAGUUCAAAAUAGUACGCCACCUGUAAUUAUGGGAAACCCAAAAUUGCCAGAUACAACUGUUGACUCAUGGAUGGAUAUAAAGACAUCAACGCCAAUGUCAAGACAGCCGCGAUUGAAGGUGCGAGACACUGGCUUGAUGGGAAGUAGUAAGAAGUUGUAUCAAAGACGCGAUAAAUCCCCUGUCAAGAUGGGUAUGAUUGGUGGAGAAUGGGCCCUCAAAGAAUGUGAGGAACACACAACAUGGGCCAAUGAAAUCCUCAAGGACAAGAAAUGCCCCGUCAUCAUAGAUUUACGACGUAGCCUCGCUGAUGGACUCACUCUGGUUAACCUACUGGAAAUAUUAACGAGGCAGAGAAUUGGUGAAGCUGUAAGUCGACCUGUCGAGAAGGAGGAGAAAUUGAAUAAUUUGGAAAACUGCGUGAAGUUUUUAGAAAAACAAGGUGUAGAUAUGGCUGGAUACUCAUCAACAGAAUUAGCAGACGGCAACCUAAGGUCAUCCAUUGCGUUCAUGAGCAGAAUCAGGUCCAUGUAUGAUCCAAAUUAUUCACAGAAAGAUGUCUCUGCUAGUACCAAUGGAGUAGGAAACAACCUUCUGAACCACAAUAACCAGACCCAUGUUGUCACUGUGAACAAACAGAAUGGACACAAUGAACACAAGGUUGGCGAGACUACCAAGCAAGAGAUUGCUAGGACAGGUA